This is a messenger RNA of Sphaeramia orbicularis (orbiculate cardinalfish), 7473 nucleotides long. Its product is annotated as membrane-associated guanylate kinase, WW and PDZ domain-containing protein 1-like. The record is from RefSeq and is a predicted model, not a curated record. Gene Ontology annotation, cellular component: cell-cell junction; cytoplasm. The transcript has 23 exons. The coding region runs from base 478 to 5304 and encodes 1608 amino acids. Lineage: Eukaryota; Metazoa; Chordata; Actinopteri; Kurtiformes; Apogonidae. Gene Ontology annotation, molecular function: protein binding. Gene Ontology annotation, biological process: signal transduction.
CAAAUAGGAUGAACUUGUCAUGUUACCUGCUUAAAGGCGCCGCCGGUUGCGUGUGGAAAGCUCAGUCUGGUGUCAUUCAUAGGUAAAUGUUAACUGUUUUUCUUAUCUGCUGUAAAGUUAAAAGAAAAGUGGAAACAGACAGAUUAAUAAGGAGAGGAGUGUUUGGAUGUGAAGCGAGCAAUCACAGGGUGGAUUAGAUCCUCUACCCAGGAAUCAGAGCGCGCAUUGUUGUUGAAGAUGCGGAAACAGCAACACAAGCAACAACAACAAUCUGGAUUUUAACCCAACGGGAUCAUUUACAUGCAUUGGAAGAGGCAUGCCUUGGCUCAGGAGAAGGGUGAAAAUGUUCCAACUUGGAUCGACACCCAAGCACCCUGAACUUUUCUUCUUGUUGGGACUAUCUCUGUGCAAUGUGUCGGCUGAUUAUUACACAGAUUAUCCGCAGAACUAACGGGUUUGGUUUGCACCUGAUUCAUCAUGUCCAAAGUCAUUCAGAAGAAGAACCACUGGAUCACAAAAGUGACCGAGUGCGCAGUGGUCCGGGACGCGUGUGGGGAGCUGAAUGUGGAGCUGCGCGGAGGAGCGGAGAAUGGGGAGUUUGCAUACAUCGGUCAAGUUAGGGAGGAUGCUGUGGUUUACCAGGACGGAAAAGUCUGCGAAGGGGAACUGCUACUGGAAGUGGAGGGGCUGUCUGUGUCUGGAUUACCCCUCUAUGACAUUUUAACUGUGAUGAAAUGCUGCAAAGAUCCAAUCAGGUUAAAAACUGUGCGCCAAGGUCACAAGCUCAACAAGGACCUGAAGCACUACCUGAGCCUGAGGUUUCAGAAGUCUUCCGCAGACCAUGAGCUGCAGAAGAUCAUCAGAGCCAAUCUGUAUCGCCAUGCUGUGCCUUGUACGACCCGCCCACCUCGAGACGGAGAGGUCCCAGGGGUGGAUUACAACUUCCUAUCUGUGGAGGACUUCCUAGAACUUGAGGAGAGUGGCACCCUAUUGGAAAUAGGAACAUACGAAGGUAACUAUUAUGGGACCCCCAAGCCACCAAGGCAGCCCAUCAUUGGGACAGUGAUUCUCGGUGAUACAGGCUCCCAGCAGUCCACCCCAAAGCGCACCAAGUCCUACAAUGACAUGCAAAACGCCCGAGUAGUGCCUGCUGACGACGACGAUGACGACCAGGCCACGGAAAUGAACAACAGUUUUACAGGAUCCUUAGUGCGUAGUCUCUUCCCCUCUCCUUUGUUGUGCACAGGUAACCCUAACGACCAGGACGAGAGCCGCGGCGGCAUCCUCCGGCCGUACCCCGCACGUGACAAUGCUCCAUCCAUUGGUCUGAACAAUGCGGCCAUCUCCACCGCAGACAGUGGGCAGCAGACCCUGGCAGAACCGCAGGUCUCUCCAGAAGACCCGCUGGGACCGCUGCCUGAAAACUGGGAGAUGGCUUACACUGAAAACGGAGAACUCUACUUCAUAGACCACAACACAAAGACCACAUCAUGGCUGGAUCCUCGAUGUCGAGACAAAGCCUCCAGACCUCUGGAAGAGUGUGAUGACGAUGAAGAAGGGAUACAUACGGAGGACCUGGAGAGCGACCUAGAGCUGCCUCCAGGAUGGGAGAGGAUAGAUGACCCAGUGUACGGAGUGUAUUAUGUAGAUCAUAUAAACAGGAAGACCCAGUAUGAGAACCCGGUGGUGGAGGCGCGGCGCCGCAAAAUCCUGGAGCAACAGCAGCAGCCGCAGCCUCCAGAAGGUGAGCGGUAUAUUCGAGAAUGGAUAGAGGAGCAUUCCUCAGCUGCAGCUCCAUUGGCUAACUAUGCUCCAAACCACCUGGAGACCUACAGGGACCCUCAGGUCCCACCAGCUCUACCUCCGGGCCCUGCAGGACCCAAACGAGGGAAGCCUUUUUUCACAAGAAACCCAGCAGAGCUGAAAGGAACUUUCAUCAACACUAAACUGAAGAAGAGCCGUCGUGGCUUUGGCUUCACUGUUGUUGGAGGUGACGAGCCAGAUGAGUUUCUACAGAUCAAAAGUUUGGUGUUGGACGGGCCUGCAGCUGUGGAUGGCAAAAUGGAGACAGGUGAUGUGAUAGUCAGUGUGAAUGACACCAUCGUGCUCGGCUACACUCAUGCUCAGGUGGUGAAGAUCUUCCAAUCCAUCCCCAUCGGUUCUAUGGUGGACCUGGCCUUAUGCCGCGGCUACCCACUGCCCUUUGACCCUGACGACCCCAACACCAGCCUGGUGACCUCAGUGGCCAUCUUGGACAAGGAGCCUAUCAUUGUCAAUGGACAGGAGACAUUUGACUCACCUUCCAACCAGGCCGGACCAGUUAAUGGCAUGAGAGAGCCGCGACCACACAGCCCCUCGGCUGAAGUGGCGUCUAACGGUUCACAUGGCUACUCCAGCGAUGUUGUCACCCUGGCCUCUUCCAUAGCCACACAGCCUGAGCUGAUCACCAUCCACAUGGAGAAGGGAGACAAAGGGUUUGGCUUCACCAUCGCUGACAGUCUAACAGGAGGUGGUCAGAGGGUCAAGCAGAUAGUGGACUAUCCACGCUGCCGUGGUCUGAAGGAGGGGGACAUUCUGAUGGAGGUCAACAAGAGAAAUGUCCAGAAUAUGAGCCACAACCAGGUGGUGGAUCUGCUGAGUAAAUGUCCCAGAGGCAGCGAGGUCACCAUGUUGGUGCAAAGAGGAGUGGUGCCAGCCAAGAGGAGUCCAAAGCUGGUGCACCAGUUAGAGAGAAAAGACAGCCAGAGCAGCUCCCAGCACAGUGUGUGCAGCCAUCGCAGCACCCACACCGAUUCUCCCAGCCACCCACCCUCUGCCAUGCCCAGUGAGGCUGUGGUUCCCACUCCUGCUGCACCCACUCAGCCGCUGCCAGGCCUGCCCCCUCAGGACCCUGCAGAUGGCACCCUCACCCUCCAGAAGAAGCCAGACCCCUUUAAGAUCUGGGCUCAGUCCAGGAGCAUGUACGAGAGUCGACUGCCAGAUUGCCAGGAGCAGGACAUUUUCCUCUGGCGGAAGGACACAGGCUUCGGUUUCCGAAUUUUAGGGGGAAAUGAGCCCGGGGAACCGAUCUACAUAGGGCACAUAGUGAAGUAUGGUGCUGCAGAUGAGGAUGGUCGUCUGCGGUCAGGUGAUGAGCUCAUCUGCGUGGACGGCACAGCGGUGGUGGGCAAGUCUCACCAGCUGGUGGUACAGCUGAUGCAGCAGGCUGCCAAACAGGGUCACGUCAAUCUCACUGUCAGACGCAAGACCCCUGGAUACGGAGUGUCAAAAGGGGACGGUGAUGUUCCCCCAUCUCCCGCUUCUUCACACCACAGCAGUACCCAGGCACCCAGUCUGACAGAGGGCAAGCGGACCCCCCAGGGGAGCCAGAACUCCCUCAACACCGUCAGCUCCGGCAGUGGCUCUACCAGCGGCAUAGGCAGCGGUGGCGGUGGUGGCAGCGGGAGUGCAGUAGUGCCCGCCACCCUGCAGCCAUAUGAUGUGGAGAUCCAGCGUGGAGAGAACGAGGGCUUCGGUUUCGUCAUCGUGUCAUCUGUUUCCAGGCCCGAUGCCGGCACCACCUUUGCUGGAAAUGCUUGUGUGGCCAUGCCCCACAAAAUAGGACGUAUCAUCGAGGGCAGCCCAGCAGAUCGCUGCGGGAAGCUGAAAGUCGGGGACCGAAUAUUGGCUGUUAAUGGCUGCUCCAUCACCAACAAGUCACACUCGGACAUCGUCAACUUGAUCAAGGAAGCUGGGAACACAGUCUCUCUCAGGAUCAUCCCGGGUGAUGAAUCUUCCAAUGCUUCUCUGCUGACCAAUGCAGAGAAGAUCGCUACCAUCACCACCACACAUACACCUCAGUCUACAGACUCCCGGAAUAACUCAAAGUCUAAAGGAGCCCCUCCUCCUCCACCUACACAAGCUCAGACAACACAGGAUGCUGAGUUCUACUCUGUGGACCUCGAACGGGACAGUAAAGGUUUUGGUUUCAGUCUGAGAGGAGGACGGGAAUAUAACAUGGACCUCUAUGUUCUGAGAUUAGCAGAGGAUGGGGCUGCUGUCAGAAAUGGAAAGAUGAGGGUAGGAGAUGAGAUCCUGGAAAUAAACGGUGAGAGCACAAAGAACAUGAAGCAUUCACGUGCUAUUGAACUGAUCAAGAAUGGCGGUCGGAGGGCACGGCUUGUCCUCAAACGGGGAGACGGAUCUGUACCUGAAUAUGACGGCAGCAGUGACGGGCACCCUCCCACACCCGGGGCACAAAACACUCCGGAAGUGAGAACGCUGCCACCCCACAGCCGAUAUCACACCUCAUUGGAGUCCAGUUAUCCACCAGACCUUCACAAACCAUCACGCCAGGAGGAGACUGCGCGUGGCCGAGACAGGGACAGGAACAGGGACAGGGCUGGGGCAGAUCAGAUGGACUACCAAGGCCAGCAAUUUAACCCCCACCAUCAUCACACCUGGAAUAACAAUCACAGUCAAAGUACCCCCAGACAACAGUCUCCAGAGGACAGUAACAGCAGUAGCAGUGGCAACAAGAAGAGCCGAGGCCGCAAAGUCAAGAAGUCUGAGUCGGAGAGCGGCAUCUCUAAACUCCUAAAGACUCUGAGGAAAGACAGCUCAGGGAAGAAGGCUGCAGCUGCGGAGAAACUGAGGGGGCGAGAGCUCUCAAGCAGCAGUUCUACUUUGGACGGGAGGUUUCGACAGCAGCGCCGUGGCUCCCUUGAUCGCUCACCAACCCGGAAGCGUGCCUCCUCUCCUGACCGUCGGCGGGCCAAGUCGAUGGACCGCAGGGCAGAGCGAGCACAUCGGGACCGUACACCUGAGAGGGAGUGUGAUGACGGAGGAUUCCUCGCCGUCACUCCUGAGCGCAAGUUCUACGAGCGAAGGCUCUUCAAGGACUCUGUAAUGGCUGGGCGAGUUAGGGAGGUCACAACACCUGAGCGCACUAACAACAACGGGGAUUCCUUGUCUUUUUCCAGGGGCCGUACAUAUGACAGAGCCACAAAGAACGGCAACCUCCUGAGAGACUCUUCCUCAGAGAGAAAGGAGGAGAGAUACCGGAUGAACGGGACACCGGAGAGACGAUACAGAGUGGAGCGUGACUCUUCCCCUGACAGCACCUACAGCCGGGAGGAGCUGAACUAUGCAGCAGCACCCAGACUGAAGGACUACUAUAGCAUGAUGAAGAACAACGCCGCACACAACAAUGCUGCAUACAAUAACACAGGCCAUAAUAAUAACGCAGUAGGCCGCAGCCCAAACCAGCUCCCUGAGCCCAAGAGGAGGCUGUACAAAGAAAGCCCCAAAGACCUCAGCAUUUAGAGCAGAGCAGAGAUCCGCCUCGCCACUCUCUCCUCUAUCUGUGCAAAAUGUACCAUACACUGGAAAUGGACUUCACAGGAUACUAACUCUUGUGCUUUAUUUGGUUGACUGGUUUAUUGAUUGAUUGAUUGGUUGAUUGAAUUGACUUAACUACUUGUGAUCCCAUGCAGAGAUUCAUAAAACAGCAAGAGUACAAUCCUAUCAGUUCAUACUGGUUGUUUUGUCAUUGUUAUAGUUAUUUUGAACAUAACAGAGGUUGUUGUACUAUAGUAAAGGUAUUGUAUGUGCCUGCAUAUGAAAUCAGUGAUAUUGCUUUUUGUAGGCAUUGCUGAAUCUAAAUAGUUGUUCCCUCAGAGGUCUAAAACAUGCUUCCAGUUGUGGUAAUUUCUAACUUCUAAGCUUGUUUUUUCAACUUGUUUUUAGAUGUCUUUUCCAUUCCAGAAUUGCUUUACUGAUCAAACUAUAGCACAAGACACUGAUGGUUCACAAGAACUGUGAAAAUGACACAUAUGUUGGACUUGAGGCAAAAAUCUAAAUUUGAGAUCUGAUGGUAAAACUAGAAUGAUAAUUAUAGAUAUAAUAUAUGACUUUUUGUAUUUGCUCAUUAUUUAUUAUUAAUUUGGCACAUAUCUUGAGCAAGAGUCAUUACAGCAUUUAAGGACAAAGGUAGAAGUGCACACUGAACCUGGGAACGCAUGUUGUACACUUAUGUUGCAUCUUUGAAUUGUGUGGCAGCUCACAGUCCUUUGCCGAAAUACACUCACGCUCCUCAAGUUAUGAAAAGGAAUCGGCCAGAUGAUGUGAAAAUUGGCAGUGGUUAUUAUUUUCCUCCCUUGUACUUGGAACUAUAAAAAUAACUUGAAGACUAUUUUUUUCUCAGUUACAUGUACUGAUGUAGCAGGAAAGAAACUCACUUUCAACUCUCGGCAAGACGGUUCUGAGUAGAGUCCUGUUAUGGGCACAUUAGACAAAUCCAAGUUUGUUGCUCUUUAGAAUUUCAAUUUAAUACUUCAGCUGAGUCUGUGUUGUGCCAGAAUACCAGCUUCAAGCUGCCAUAAAGUAGGUUUUUGUCUGAUAUGCCAAAAAGAAGUUUAGUUGAUCCAAAAUAAACAUUAAUUAUUAACCCUGUGCAAGAUACACGUGUAAAUGAAAGUAUAACCACCUUACCCAAAUGAUCUAUGUAAGAAUAAUCAACGAGGAAAAUGCACUGUUCUCCCACAGUAUGCUUGCCCUGUCCUCAUGUUAAUGACAGCCACAUUUGCGCACCAACCACCUCCUGGGUCUUGACACAGUGAUCUGAUGUGGUUUGCCGUGUUGGUAACGUGGAGAGUCCCGGCACAGGAGACGACCAAUCUGCCAUGCUGAGCCAUGCUGUCACACCACUGGAGUCUGACUGCUGCUUUAUAAUGUGUUUUUGUGUGUAUUCUGUUUUAUGUUUCAUUGAAAAGCUAAAAAUAUAUUGGAUAAACCACAACACAUGCAUUGUUUGAUCACUGUUGUCGCCAUGGUACUGUAUUAAACAACAAAAAAAAGGAAAAAAAAACACAUUUACGAAACCUGUUGGCCAUCAGCUGUAAAGAAUUUUUCCAAUGUAACUAUUAGGAACCUGUCGAGGAAUAAAAAUGUUGCCUUUUUCUUGUACAAAAGAGAAAUUUAUGAAAAACCUCAGCAGUGAGGAAUGUGAUAUUGUGUUUAUAUCUCUGAAAUGGACCUGACGAUUUAUGGAAAAUAUGUUCAUUUACUCUGGAUCAGGUAUGUAAAGACAUUUUAAAUGAAAGACUGUAUUUGGUCAAUCAGAAGCUGUUUGAUGGUUUGAAUCUUUCUCGAUGGUUAGCCUGCCUUUGUAUUAUAAAGCACUUGUAUGCAGUCUGUGUUCUUCAAGCAUUAUUUCUUGCAAUGUGCUCCGGACAUAAUGCUGUCUCUGUGUUGAUAAAAGCAGUACAUGUAUAUGGGCCAAUCUUUUUUAUAAAACUAUGCAUAUAUAAAUACUACAUUGUUCAUAGCUUUAUUUGACCCAUGAAGCUAUACAUAACAUUAGUAUAAGUACAAGUAGAUGUGGACUUAUCCAGCUUCUUUCCUUGAGAUGGAUUACAAUGUAUAUGUAGCUAUCAAAAGAAGUCUGUGAAUGCUAUUUUUAUUAUCAAAUAAAGUUUUCCAUACAAAUUCAAA